GCUUCUCCUCCUCCCUCCUCCUCCUCUUUUUGUUUGUUGGUCCCUCGGUCCUAGAGACAGCCAUUUUGCAAGAGAGGCUCUUCGGCCGGAGCAAACCUUUUGUGCGUCUCUGGGUUGCUCUCCCGGCCCCCCGAGCAUCCAGCGGCAAACAUCUGCUAGCAAUUGCUCUCCCGGCAGACGAGCAAACGCCCAGACGUCCCCUUUGUUGCUGGAAUCUAUAUUACGCCAGGGAGGUGGGAAUUCCUUUGCAAAGGCUGUCUUUUAGGAGAGCAGUUUCUGCAACAGAUCUGUCCAUCUGCAAGAGCAUUUUGCUAUAAAAAAAAAGUAGAUGGAUGGGCAGCUCUAGCUCUCCGAAGGUUUUGUUUUCUUAACUAGAACCCCUCCAUCCCGCAUUUUACAGAUGAACACGGAGAGAGUCUUUUGCCUGACGAUUUCCAUAUGAGCAUAAGAGAGUAGUUCACGUUAAAAGGAGGGACAAACCCUUGUGGGUGUUUCAAAAUAUCGUUUAAUCUCACAGUCCUUACAUUAGUAUAUGGAAUAGCGGCAAUCCCCAAGUACAUUCCACUGUAAUGACGACCUCCGUAGGUGGUGAUGGGGAUGUAAGCAAAGUUGUGUACAUGCAAAUAUAGCCAUAGCCCCCCACCUACCCAAUUUGAAGCUUUAUCUUCUAGAGACCCCACUCUCCUCUUCUCCCCCUUACCUUCCCGCAAACAGUUUUUAACCAGGGAAUAGGGACUCAGAAGUAGGAAUUAUUUUGGUAAAUAGAGACAUUCUGGAUUUAUGCUGAAUCAGAUCGUCUCUGCUUCAAAUGGGGUUCCAAAUAGAUCACUGCAACUUCGAAGUGUUUCUCUCUCCAGCCUCCCUCAAAUCUGUACUCUAGGAAGCAUCUAGCUUUCUUCCCUAGAUUCAGGUCAAUUUACAUAAUGCAUUUAUUUUGCUUCCACGUCAAACCUUUAUUUUGAGGCUUUAGGCAUUGAGUGGCAGCUAUUUUUUGUACGAAAGGACAGGUGCCUUGACUCUUCGGAUGAGAAGCCUGUACCUUCUGCCUAGGAAAGCUUCACUUCUGCUCCCAGAUGUACGAAGGCUGGCUGUGGUCCUGUAGUGUGAAAUGGGCGUUCCAGAGGCACUCUUUGUAGCAACCUUUGAAGUGGGUUCCUUAGCUCAGAUUAUGCCCUGGGGAGAGGGGAAAGACUUUCUCUUGCAGGUUCUAUUGUCCAGCCAGUCUCUCUCCUCUGCAAACUCCUCUCCAUGGUUUGCAAACCUUUGUUGCCUUUCCCUCGCUGGGGUCUUAGAGACAGCCAUUUUACAUCCCAGGACUUCAGCCCAUACAAAGGGAAUAGAAUUCUUCCUGUGUAUACAUCUCUGAUUGCCUUUGCAAAUCCCAGGAACUCCACCGGAAAGAGAAUUGUGGAUGGCAGAGGCCUCUCCCAAAAUGGCGGAGGCUGUGGAGGAGGAGGAGCCAGAGGUGGAGGUGAAGCUGGAGGACGAUGAGGAGGACGAGCCCGGCUACAUCCAAUCCGGCCGGCGCUACAAGUGCCUGACGUGCAGCAAGACCUUUCCGAACGCGCCCCGUGUACAGCGCCACCUGAAGUCCCAUGUGGCUGGCGACGGCUUGGCCGGCAAGCUGUCGUGCCCCAGCUGCAGGAAGGAGUUCCCCGACCGCGGGCAGCUCCGCAAGCACCAGCUCAGCCACCAGACGGAGCGCCCCUUCCAGUGCCAGCUGUGCGCCAAGGCCUACAAGACAGCGCCCGAGCUGCGCAACCAUGGGCGCAGCCACAGCGGCGAGAAGCCCUUUGUGUGCCAUGAGUGCGGCAAGGCCUUCAUGCAGCCGGUCUGCCUGCGGGUGCACAUGGCCCGCCACACGGGGGACCUCCCUUUCCGCUGCCAGCAGUGCCACAAGGGCUAUGGCACGCUCUCCAAGCUGAAGAUCCACCAGCGCUCCCACACGGGCGAGAAGCCCUACUCGUGCGGCGAGUGCGGCAAGCGCUUUGCAGAUCCCUCGGUUUUCCGCAAGCACCGCCGCACCCACGCCGGGCUGCGCCCCUACCAGUGCCAGGCGUGCCACAAGACCUACGCCGAGCUCAAGGACCUGAAGAACCACGAGCGCUCGCACACGGGUGAGCGGCCCUUCCUGUGCCAGGACUGCGGCAAGGCCUUCUCACGCUCGUCGUCGCUGGCCUGCCACCAGCGCAUCCACGCGGCCCACAAGCCCUACCGCUGCAACCUGUGCGGCAAGGGCUUCACGCAGCUCUCCUCCUUCCAGAGCCACCAGCGCACGCACUCUGGGGAGAAGCCCUUCCUGUGCCCGCAGUGCGGACGCAUGUUCAGCGACCCCUCCAGCUUCCGGCGGCACCAGCGGGCGCACCAGGGCCUCAAGCCCUACGCCUGCGACAAGUGCGGCAAGGCCUUCCGCCAGCCGGCCGACCUGGCCAUGCACCAGCGCAUCCACACGGGUGAGAGGCCCCACAAGUGCCCCCAGUGCGACAAGAGCUUCGUGGCCUCGUGGGACCUCAAGCGCCACCUGCUGGUGCACUCGGGGCAGCGGCCCCACCAGUGCGGCGAGUGCGGCAAGAGGUUCGCUGAGCGCGCCAGCCUCACCAAGCAUUACCGCGUCCACUCCGGGGAGAGGCCCUUCAAAUGCGGCCGCUGCGGGAAGGCCUUCGUGGUCUCGUCCAGCCUCAGGAAGCACGAGCGCACCCACGGCAACGAGGCCGGCGACAAGCCCGCCCCCCUCGCCAGCCAGGACCUCCUCGCCACAGACCAGACGGCCAUCGUGGUCGCCACGGUGAUGCCUGCUUGCGGGGAGUGCGGUGAGGCCUUUGGCUCCGCUCAGGAGCUGCGGCGCCAUGAGCGGCUGCUCCACCCUUCCCUGCGCCCGUUCCCCUGCCCCGAGUGCGGCAAGGGGUUCUCGGACCGGGCCGGGCUGCGCAAACACGAGCGCAUCCACUCCGGGGUCCGCCCCCAUGCCUGCCCCCAGUGCCCCAAGGCCUUCCUGGGCGCCUCCGACCUGCGCAAGCACCUCAAGACGCACGCGGCCACCGAAAACAGGAGCCCCGACGAGACCGUGGUGACCGCCACCAUCACGACCUACGAGCAGCUGCUCCCCGCCCACAUCCACCCUCAUCACGACGACGACGGGAUGGAGACGGACAAGGAUUCUCCCUCAGACUGUCUUCCAGAGGCUCUCACUGAACCUUCCUAAGUGCAGUCUCUUCUUUCCUGACGUGUGACUGGGCAGCUUGGCUUGCCAGAAUCAUGGCUUCCCCAUACCAUGGUGGCAUGCCUUUAUGAACCCCAUAGUCUGUCCUCCCUUCCCCUUCCUUCCUUCCUUCCUUCCUUCCUUCCUUCCUUCCUUCCUUCCUUCCUUUCCUCCUCCCUCCCUCCUUCCCUCCCCUUCCCCUUCUUUCGCUCCUUCCUCAUAAGGCUGUGUGGUUGGCACUCCUUUGACGCCUCCCCUUUGGAGUACAGCUCUUGCUCCUCCAGCUCUUCUCCUUGUAGAAGCAGACUUGGCUUUGGGCGCUUCGUAAGUCUUGCCUCUUAAGUCGGUGUGGCUUUAGGCUCCCUCGCUAGCCCUGCCCCUUCCCCCAGCAUCAGACAUUUGCCUACCUGGUGGAACAUCAACGACGUGCCUGGGCAGGUCGGGGUGUGUGGAUGAGCUUUUAAAACACGGACACCCCCUCACACACACACCAAUAGGAGUCCAUAUUUUUUGCGUCUGUGCGUGUGCUUCUGCCCCCUGCAGACCCAUCCUGCUAUCGGGUUGUGUGCGCAUCUGUGGCAAUCCAUUGGUUUAUUGACACUGUGUGGGGUUUUUUUGAGGGGGUGGAGUUAAAUUAGGGGAGUGGGUGGGGGGGAGAAUGCAAGGAACCUCCCCCCGCCCUAUCAACUCCCAGGACAAUUAACUCUACUCAAUCCGGAUCAUGCUGUCUGAACAGAUCAAAUAAAAGCCUUGUGGUUGUUUUUUUAAAAAAAAUGUGGGUGGAGAACGUGCUCGAUCCUAUAAGACUUGCAAGUUGUGGUUAUGGGGUAACAGGACCCCAAAGUCUUUUUACUCCCCUGGCCUGACCUACUGGAUCUGGCUCCUCUUCCAGAGCUGAGGGUGGAAUUCAGAUGUCCUGCUCCUUUCCUGCCGGCUGCUACAAACCUUCCCAGGGAGCACAGCAGUCUUCGGCCAUCCAUAUUUCGUAGCCCUUGUUACUGCGAAGCCUCUGCUGCUGAUUGGCUGGGCUGCCGUGACAGCUCAGAAUGCUCAGCUGCUCAUGGAACAAAGCAGUUUGCUGGGCCGCUGGUCUGGGGGAAGGGGAAUUUGUCAGUUUGGUUGGGGUUUAAACAUCGCACUGAGAGCGGCGAGGAAGAGAGCACGCGAGGGCAGGGGGGCCUUAAGGGCAAGGAAGCUGGAGACAGCAACAAUUACACACACAGCUUGUACAAAAUGUACACACACAAUGCAUUUGCGGGAAGGAAGUGGGCAGGCAGUGUGUGAGAGGUGGGUGCUAGGCCCUGGCUAGAGCAGCGUGGGGGGGCAACGUUUUUCAUGUAUGUCGGGGGCAUGUUAACUUGUCUAAAAUUAGUGGCUCUGGCUGGUGGAACACAUCCUGCAGCCUCUUGUUCACAGGCGAUUGUGGCGUUAAUAAGAAUAAUAAUUUUAUUAUUUAUAUGCCUCCCAUCUGACUGGGUUCCCCCAGCCACUCCGGGUAGCUUCCAACAGAAUAUUAAAACACACACAAAAAAACCCUCAAACAUAUUAAGGCCUAACCCUGUAGUCAAAGACAGUGUGUCUUCUGGGCUUCACCUCUCCCUGGUGUGUGAACAGCUGUGGGUGGCUGGUGGUCAAGGGUUCCUGCCCUCAAGUCGUGAAAUGGCCUGCUAACAUAUUUUCUGUGGUGGGAGGUGUCAAAAGCGAUUGUCUUCCCAUGGCAGGGCCAGUGGUUGGGGCCUCUCACUCGUGAUGUUUGGCCAACCCAGACCAGGAUGAGAUUAGGGUGUUUUGUUUUCACUAGAGGCCCUGUGUCUUUUCAGCUGCACAGCAGACAGAAAUUUAGCAGGCAAAGCUGCCGGGUCUUUGAGUCGGACCACAGGAUCCUGCCUUAGGCCAAGGCAGACCAUUGGUGCAUCUAUCUCAGUACUGUCUACACUAACUGGCAGCAGAUUUUGGGGAUUUUGGACAAAGAUGUUUCUCCUCAUUCUGGAGCUGACAGGGAUUGAACCCAGAGCCUUCUGCAUGCCAAGCAUAUGCUCUGCCAGUCUGACCAGUCUCUGCUUCAACAGGCAGCAGCUCCCCACUGAAUGUGGGACAGAACUCCAUGCAAAAUAUGUGCCUUGAACCUCUCCGCUUCCCCCAGCAAUACUUCUCUGCGGUAGGAGCAGCUCCAUCUAUUGAAUGUUCACUUAGUCGUAAAGGGAUCCCUGACCAUUAGGUCCAAUCGUG
This is a messenger RNA of Podarcis muralis (Common wall lizard), 5428 nucleotides long. RefSeq names its product zinc finger protein 668 (gene ZNF668). Lineage: Eukaryota; Metazoa; Chordata; Lepidosauria; Squamata; Lacertidae. The record is from RefSeq and is a predicted model, not a curated record. Gene Ontology annotation, molecular function: RNA polymerase II cis-regulatory region sequence-specific DNA binding; DNA-binding transcription factor activity, RNA polymerase II-specific. Gene Ontology annotation, biological process: regulation of transcription by RNA polymerase II.